This is a messenger RNA of Closterium sp. NIES-67, 1162 nucleotides long. The record is from the annotation of a GenBank genome assembly. Lineage: Eukaryota; Viridiplantae; Streptophyta; Zygnematophyceae; Desmidiales; Closteriaceae.
AACGAUCGCCCAGGGCCCUCCAAAUCGAUCAGGAACCUCACCUCACCCUACAUUCCUUUUGUUGGGGAAUUUGUAGGGGCUUGAUUCCUUUCCAGCCGUUGUAGACCGCCCAGCUCUUAUUCGCGUGUUUGCCGCAGAGAACCUCUCGCCGCCAUGGUGUGCAUACGGCAAGCCACCGUGGACGAUCUGCUGGCAAUGCAGAGCUGCAACCUCAUGUGUCUGCCUGAGAACUACCAGAUGAAGUACUACCUGUACCACAUCCUCUCGUGGCCGCAGCUGCUCUAUGUGGCGGAGGAUUACAACAAGAAGAUUGUCGGCUAUGUGCUCGCCAAGAUGGAGGAGGAGUCAACGGAAUGUCGCGGCCACAUCACGUCCCUCGCUGUCUCUCGCACGCACCGCAAGCUGGGGCUCGCCACCAAGCUCAUGACAGCCGCCCAGCACGCGAUGCAGGAGGUCUUCGGAGCCGAGUACGUGUCACUGCAUGUGAGGAAGAGCAACAGAGCUGCCUUCCACCUCUACACUGAGACGCUCGGUUACAAGAUCAACGACAUUGAGGCGAAAUACUAUGCUGAUAGCGAGGAUGCUUAUGACAUGCGCAAGAACCUCAAGCCUGCAGCUGAGAAGCCCAAGAAGGAGCUCAAGGGAGGGAAGGGGGCUUCUGACGAUAAGGCAGCUGCUAGUAAAGAGGAUGCAGCUAAGGAGAAGGCAGAAGCAAGCGCAACUAGCGAGGAUGCAGCAAAGGGAAAGAAUGGUGCAGAGGCAGCUAGUAGGAAAGACGAGUCGAAGGCGGGGGAGAAAAAGGAGGAGGGUGGUGCUGAAAAGGCGUGUGAAGAGAAGGUGGCAGCUCCUGCCACUCCGGUAAAGGAGAAAGAGAAGGGGGGGUCUCGAGGCGGUGGGAAGGGUGGGUCUGGCCGCCGGCGAAAGGGUGGUAAGGGGUAGUGAAGUGCUGUAGAUUGUAGCACGUAAUGCGGAACCUCUAGAAGUUUCCAGGGUUUACGAACAGGUGCUUUCCAUUGCUGGCCAAGUGUAUUAACAGGUGAAAACGAGGCUAAAUAAUCGUUUACAUGGCAUGCUGCAAGUGGGAGAAUCAUUGCAAUAGCAGUAGCAAGUAACAAUGGCCUCUGGAAUCGUGUUGAGUGCACCCUGAAUUGGACCCUAAACG